This is a messenger RNA of Oreochromis niloticus (Nile tilapia), 3950 nucleotides long. It is a transcript of the gene mboat2a, whose product is annotated as membrane bound O-acyltransferase domain containing 2a. Gene Ontology annotation, biological process: lipid modification. The coding region runs from base 334 to 1851 and encodes 505 amino acids. The transcript is spliced from 13 exons. Lineage: Eukaryota; Metazoa; Chordata; Actinopteri; Cichliformes; Cichlidae. Gene Ontology annotation, cellular component: membrane. Gene Ontology annotation, molecular function: acyltransferase activity. The record is from RefSeq and is a predicted model, not a curated record.
GAGAGCGGGCUAACACUUAAACGUGAUUUAGUUUUCAAACGUAAAUACAAUAAAAAAAAACUUCAAACGUGCUCCUUUCUUGCAACUCGUAGCUAAUACAUAUAUAGCUACGAGUUGCAAGAAAGAACAUACGGGUAACUCUCUCGUUCCGCCUGUGUACUCUUCGUUGAGUGUGUGCCGUGGAUGACAACAGUACAGCUCGUCGCAACAACAGCAGCAGCGGCAGGAACAGCGGCGGUGGCGGCAGUGUAUUUGUCAUUGCAGCAGCCCAGGGGAGCGAAGUGAACCGAGGGGAGGAAAGGAAAAGAAAGGAUUUACGGACACCGUCCAAGCAUGGCUACCCAAACGACAGCAUCAUGCACUGGAUCCACUCUGUUGCAGCCGCUCAGUGAAAUUAUCAAUCUCCCUCUUGACCAGGUUAACUUUGUGGCAUGUCAGCUGUUUGCCCUGCUGAUGGCUGUUUGGUUUCGGAUCUACCUCCAUCCCAGUAAGACCAGUCCCUUCAUCAGACAUGUGGUGGCCACUCUGUUGGGCUUCUACUUGGCUCUCUUCUGCUUUGGCUGGUAUUCCCUUCAUUUCCUGGUCCAGAGUGGCCUGUCCUACAGUGUGAUGGUGUUUGCUGGGCUGGAGAACAUGCACAAAUACUGCUUCAUUGUAACACUGGGCUAUUUGAUAUUGUGUCAAAUCACACGGGUCUACGUUUUUGACUACGGCAUGUACUCUGCAGAUUUCACAGGGCCCAUGAUGGUUAUCACACAGAAGAUCACCAGCAUGGCAUUUGAAAUCCAUGAUGGUUUGACCAAGCGAGACGGGCAGCUGACUCCCAGUCAGAAAUACCUUGCUAUCAGUCGUAUGCCCAGCUUGUUGGAAUACCUGAGCUACAACUGUAACUUCAUGGGGAUCCUGGCAGGGCCGACCUGCUCCUACAACGACUACAAGGCCUUCAUUGAAGGAACGUGCUACCAGCCGCGGCACCAGGAGAACGCCAAUGGCAAGGAGAAUGGAAAGUACAAGCAGACUGAACCCUCGCCCAAGAAUGAUGUCAUCUCCAAGCUGUGCACCUGUGCUAUCUCGCUGGCCAUCUAUCUGUCCCUCUAUAAGCUACUCCCAGUGGAGCGCUCGAUAGACGACGACUUUGUAAACUCCACACCCUUCCAUCUCCAGGUUGUCUACCUUUACUUGGCAAUGCUGGCGCUGAGGCCAAAGUACUACUUUGUCUGGACACUCGCUGAUGCUAUCAACAAUGCUGCCGGAUUCGGCUUCAACGGAUACAACAAAGAUGGCUCCCCACGGUGGGAUCUGAUAUCAAAUCUCAGAAUUCUGGACAUUGAGUUCGCCACCAGUUUCAAGUUGUUCCUAGACAACUGGAACAUUCAAACAGCUCUUUGGCUUAAGAGGGUGUGCUACGAGCGCUGUCCCAUUAACCCCACUGCUGCCACCUUCCUGUUGUCAGCCAUGUGGCACGGGGUGUACCCUGGCUACUAUCUGACCUUCCUCACCGGCAUCGGCAUGACUAUGGCUGCACGUGCAGUACGGCACAACAUCAGGCCGUACUUCCUGGUGUCUGACUCAUACAAGGGCAUCUAUGAUGUGAUCACGUGGGCAUGGACUCAGGUGGCCAUUAGUUAUACAGUGGCGCCAUUUGUGCUACUUGCAGUAGGACCCUCACUCAAGUUCUACAGGUCUUGGUACUUUGGGUUACAUCUUCUAUGUCUGCUGGUGGUCCUGGCCCUACCUGUCAAGUCAAAACGCCGGCAGGCCAAAGAGCAGCAGGACGACCUCCAGAAGGACAACCAGACAGAUCACAACAGCACAGACAACAACUGCAACCAGAAAGAAAAGACCACAUGAGGGUCGGGACGGUGACGCGCCGCCCCUUCAGCAGCAGAAACACUGAGACGAACUAUAAACUACUGAGACCUGGAGUGUGUUGAGUCUGUUUACCUGACAAAGAACCAAAUAUCUCCUAUCAGACAGAAAACACAAGUCUACAUCCUGGCAAAAACUUCCAGUAGCAAGGCUGACAGCAAUCACACUUCUGACAUGGAUACGAGACCAAGGUGAAGAAAUGGCCAAGGUGUAAACUAAUCAGCGGUAGUGGUUACUUUGCAAUACAUUAGUGAAAACGAACACCUCCAAGCUGCCUUAAACCCUCUAUGUACUUUGAAGGUGAAAUAACAGUUUGAAUGGCACGCUGCAGGAACCUAAAUGCAGUUACACCAGUGUGGUUUCAUGUAAGGUAAACAGAUUUAAAGCGCAGUAUGUGGAGGGUUUUUGUCAUUGUCUGGGUACAAGCCUCUGUUAGGUGGCAACAGAAAACCGUGUACAUGUAAAAGAAACAUAACCUUUAUCAUCAGCUGCCAAUUUCAAACAGGCCUUAGGAUCCUCAAAAUAUUGUUUGAUUUCUGUCUUUUUUUUUUAAAUCUCUAUUCCAGAAGAAUUCACAUCGUGUGUGUUUUGUAUUUAGAUGUUUGUGACGACACUAAUUGAAAUCCAUUCUGAAUGCUCUUUUGCUUUUUGUGGGAUGACUCGACUAUGCCUGAAAGAGAGAAUCUCAAAGUGGAAUUCAGAUCUCAUUCCUCUCCAGUCUAAAAGAUUUAAUAACUGGAUAUCUUUUUAUAUUUUUCAUAUCUGCUGCUUUUUUUUGUUGGGCAAACAAGACUCAUCUGAUAAAUGUGUGUUUCAAAGGGAGUUUGUUUACCCUCUGGUAACUUAGAAUACUUUUUAAGGCUUGUUGACUUGGGGUUCAGAAUUCAUUUUUUUUAAAUUUCUGCUGAUAUUUGUCUCAUGACAGGUUUCCUCUGUGUUCAGUUGUUAAAACAAGUAUCCAAAAUGAUUUUAAUUACCAGAAUUCCUACAGAAUUUACAUCCUUCUUGAGUUAUUUGUGCAGUAAUUGUCUUAAGUCCUACAAACGCAACAGAAAUCUAAUCAGAUCACCGCACUGACUUAGAAAUAAAGUGUCAAAUGGUCCAUGCACAGUGCAUAAAAGCACAUAAAGAAACCAGUUACAGUUAUAUAUGUAUGUGACUUUAUAGUAUUGUACAAAUUUCAAACACAUAAGCCAGCUGUUGUGGUAAAUGGUCUUAUUUCAUAUUGUGUGCACUUAAUGUUAGCCUAGGGGAUGUUUCAGCAUUUGCUGUAUGGUGUUCCUGUUUCCUCAUGUUGUUUUGGUCCGUGGCUCGCCUUAUUAGCCUUUUAGAGUCCCCCAGUUGGACCUAAUAACAGCGACUGCUGUGAUAUUUUUCUGAAAUCAUUAGAUCGGAUUAAUGAAUGAUGGAGUUCAUGACAACGUGGUGCAGAGAGGACCUUUUACAAGGCACCUUGCUGCUCUUUGAAUAAUAGUGACACAUAAAUGUACCUAGAUAUAAUCUUGGGAUUUCAAAGCCAACAGCAUCAAUUUGAAAUUAUGCUUCCUUUUUUUUUUCUUUUUCCAAAAAUCAUUCUCAAUAAUUUAAGUUAAACUGAUGCAUUUGUUUCCUGUAAAGUAGUAACAAAGCAGCAGAGAUGAGUUGGGGAGUUUUCUUUCUUUUUUUUGUUUUUAAGACUAAAAUAACACUCGCAUUUUCCUGCCAUAACUUUGUGUGUGUGUACCAGUAUUCAUGUGACCCGUUGAUGUUGAUGUGAACUCGACUUAACUAUAUUUGUAGCCUGGGCCCUGUGUAGGCGAGAGCGGCCCACCCAAGGGGAAAGGGAUGUCAUUGUUCAAAAACAUAGCGAUUAUUGCACUGCAUGGCCACCCAAACCAGCAGAUCAAUGCAAACUGCUCCAUAUGUCCAAAGUGCCAAAUCAUAAAUGGCGCAUUUUGUUUUUUUCUUUUGUGUAUAUGUGGGCCUGCGUGUGUGCGUGUGCGUGCCUGUGGAACAUAUUGGUUAUUUUUGUGUCAGAAGGAAAUUUAUUGAAAGAUUUGUAUAACAGUACAUUACAAUUCUGAUUUAUGUGGGGGAAUAAA